AUAACCUCUUCUGUCUACUGUCUGACUUGACAGACACUACCAUGCUGGCCGCCUGGUCGCUCCCCUGCUGCUUCACCAUCCUGUUGGGCCUGUUAGAACUGUGCCGGGCCCAGUACGAACACCUAGGCUACCCACACGGCUAUCCACAGGGCUACCCAGAGCCCGAGCAGGAGCAGUACACUGCCCCGGAGCUGCAAGCUGACACACCCAGGAUACAGCUGCGUUUGGCGGGGGACAAGCGCAAGCACAAUGAGGGGCGCGUGGAGGUUUUCUAUGAUGGCGAGUGGGGCACAGUCUGUGAUGAUGACUUCUCCAUCCACUCUGCCCAGGUGGUGUGCAGGGAGUUGGGCUACCUGGAGGCUGUCUCCUGGUCUCCGUCCUCUAAAUAUGGGAAAGGAGAGGGUAAGAUGUCCAUUAUUGCACUUCAAACCAUUAUACGUGUAAUGAUAAGGGAAAGGGGAAAUAAUUGACUAUUUUAGGGGAUGUUUUUUUAUUGGCCAGGUUUAAUCAAUUUUCCCACUGAAGCUUUUCAAUAGUACAUUUGGAUUUAUAUUUAUUCUGAGAUAUUUCACUGACAGGCCGGCUUACCAUGAAUAAAUGCUGGAUGUUUUGGAUUACCGGUAGUUCUCUUUGUCUACGUUCUGACUCAUCUUUUACCAAAAUGAAUAAGGCACAUCUGUAGUGGAGAUACAUUAGGAAUAAGGUAGUGAGUGUACAAUCUCAGCAGCAUAAUUGCUGUCAUUGUGCAGUCCACUUUGCUAAAGUUGCUUGGCUGUUUGACCUUGCUAGCUACCACUUCUCAGGUGAAAGAAAGAUUUAUCCCUAAUGUGUUGAGAAUCCUGCUGUUUUUCAGGGCGCAUCUGGUAUGACAAUGUCCAAUGCACUGGGAAAGAGAAGACCCUGGCACUGUGCACGUCCAACGGGAUUGGUGUGUCCGACUGCAAGCACACAGAGGACGUAGGC
Molecule: messenger RNA, 963 nt
Organism: Coregonus sp. 'balchen'
Lineage: Eukaryota; Metazoa; Chordata; Actinopteri; Salmoniformes; Salmonidae
Source: the annotation of a GenBank genome assembly